AUGCGACGCGGAUUUUUGAAGACCCCCAGAGCGACCAAGGACGAUGGCAAGGGCAAGAAGGCGGCGGUAAACGCUGAUGAUAUCGAUGCCGCUGUGGACGUAAAGAACGAAAGUAAGAAAGAAGACAACAGCAACGAUGGACCAACCGACAUCGACAAGCUCCCGCUACACAACCCACAUUGCGUGCCCAAGGCAGUUCUGGAGCAGUACCAGACGAAUUUCGAGACGAAGACAACGCGGAUGAUAUUCAGAGAGUGGCCGCGCGACCCGAACGGGAAGACCGCCUUCAUGAAGGGCGAACAGCUCGGCAAGCAGACGCCAAACGGGCUCGUUUGGGGCAACACCCUCUACGACUUUUACUACUAUCGGCCGAUGCCAGAUGUGCCGAGCUACCUCGUGACGACUUCUGGCAGCCGGCUUGCAGACAAGAUGCGCCAGCUGGGCGAGGACUAUGCCACACACGAGCUGGAGUGGGCCGAUAGAGAGAAAGCACCCCAGCAAUUCGUCCUUCCAGACCAGAUUGCGCUUGACAUCACGUCGAGAGAGAGCCACGUGAGUCGAGAGCCUGGGGGAUAUAGCCCCAAAAUACGUUCAGUGCGCGGACCAGGGUCUGAGUUGGCGGAAGAGGUCCCAAUCGCUGGUGAUUCUAAGCCAAACGCGCAUGUCGACAUCUCCGACAUCAAGCCAGAAAACUACCCCGGUUUGUGGCCGCUUCUCCCCUUCUCUCGGGGCGCUGCAUACGGCGUCAAGUUAGAAACCCUGCUUCCGUACUCGCUUCUCCCCAAGAAACUUGUUGUUCAUGAUCCCUGGAACCUCCUUCAAGUUCGCCGCAGCGCCAGAACGAAGACAGACGAGACUGACUGGGCGAAAAUGACCGACAUCGUACACGAAUACGAGCUGAAGCCAAUCACCCCUGCCGGGAUGAAGAAAUGCAAGCAGCAGGAGGAGCAGUUCAAACAGCUGACAGACGACCACGACAUCUUGAUUUACCCCCUGGACAACGUUGCCACGGAGGAAUUGAAGGGCCUGCCGUUCAUACCACCCGUGCUGGUCAAAGUGCCGCGCUAUGAGCACAAAAGCGAGACUCCCGCGGCACAUUUGUACCUUUCGCCCAGCCACAGCGCCGGCACGGGCCACCACUCGGCGGUCUACCACGCGGAAUGGGAGCUUCCGCGCUCGCUGCUUGUCCCGGACCGUCUCUGCCGGGCCUGCAUUGAUGAUGAGGUGAAAGAGUUUAUGCAGAACGGAGACUUCUUCAAGUUGGCGCAAGAGGCGAUCGCAGCCGUGACAGAGGACUCUGAAGACAAGUUUGGGUAUGUGUUCAAGCACGAAGCGGUGCCUGCACUGGUGAUGGACGAAGGCGGGGUCCCGACAAGCAUAAUCGAGCCAAAGACAGACCGCACCCAUGGCUCGUACCACGGGCCGGUGGUGCCGAUGGAGACCAAAGUCACGUGGCAGACUCCGGGCCGCGGGGAAAACUGCCAGCAUAUCCUGCUGGCGACGAUGGCGUUCGACUCGCAGCGCGGGACCGCCGCGCCGCCAACGGCAGUGGUGAAUGUGUGUGCCAAGCUGUCGCUCGAGGGCGACGACCAUCUGGCACGUGAGGCCAAAGUCUACCAAGCGCUCCCUGCCCACCUGUCAGAGCAUUGGUCUGGCUACAACAUCGUGCGCCCCUCGCGCGAGCCCGUCCCCGUGGGCGCAGUUGUCCCCCAGUUCUACGGCUACUAUGUCCCCGCCAAGAAGCAGGAGCGCUACCUCAGCCCGAUCAUGCUUGUUGAGGAGUGCGGAAAACAGGUCGAUCCGAAUGUGCUGACUGCGGACCAGAAGAAAGAGGCGUGGUCGCUGUACUACCGCUUCAUGGACGCGGACUGGCUCCACCAGUCGGUGUACGACCGCAACAUCCUGACGCAAACGGGGCCGAUGAGUGUCCCCCAGGGCUGGAUGCGCGAGUUCGGGUCAGAGUGCAGUUUCCGGCUGAUCGACUUUGGCAGGUCGGUCUAUAUCGGGCCGAAAGCGCCGGAGGGCGAGGGCGAAGAAGACGUCUACAAGUCCCUUCGUGCGUCAGAAAGCUACGUCCAUAGCGACAUUCGCAACGAGAGAGAGAUGAUCGACAAUAUGCUCCAACAGGGACUCAAGUUUGCGUCGACGUCGUACCUCUAA
Molecule: messenger RNA, 2160 nt
Organism: Mycena indigotica
Lineage: Eukaryota; Fungi; Basidiomycota; Agaricomycetes; Agaricales; Mycenaceae
Exons: 3
Coding region: 1-2160 (719 amino acids)
Source: RefSeq, a predicted model, not a curated record